ACCAAAUAUUCCCUUAAUUAUUUGCAGAUACUGUGCACUUGUAUGUAUGUGUAGGUGGGUGAGAGAGAGAGAGACAGAGAGAGUGACUGUGGAAUUCUUUCAUUUUCUGUAGAAAUUCGAAAGUAGAUGAGAGAAUAUUUCCCGGAGACUUGCUAUUCGACGUUUACUUGUUCACCAGACUUCAUCCUCGUGCAAGACAGGCGCAGUUCUUUCUACUGACGCAUAUAUGCACCAUUCCAUAAACAGGAGAAGGAGAACAAAAACAAGAAUUGGGAGUGGAAGCUUGAUUUGAUAAGAGUUACUAAAAGCAUAUGGAAGGAGGAGAAAGAGAAGUUCCAAAUUAUGAAUUACAAGUCUCGUUCUCGACGCCACAAGCAAUCCAUGAGAUGGGUUUCGUACAAUUUGAGGAGAACCAGGUUCUAAGCUUUUUGGCACCUUCACACUCACAGCAAUCUUCUCAGAUAUCUCAACCACUCAAUACCACAACCACCACUACCCAAAUAGGGUUUAGUACUCAUAACGACCAGGUAGGAAACUUGGAUCCAAAGGCUACAAAUGAAGAUACCUGCACUGCUAGUGCUAACGAUGGCAACAAUUCUUGGUGGAGAAGCUCGUCAUCCUCAGAGAAGAAUAAAGUGAAAGUCAGGAGAAGGCUUAGAGAACCAAGAUUCUGUUUUCAAACACGAAGUGAUGUGGAUGUGCUUGAUGACGGUUAUAAAUGGAGAAAAUAUGGCCAGAAAGUAGUUAAAAAUAGCCUUCAUCCAAGAAGUUACUACCGAUGCACCCACAGCAAUUGUCGAGUAAAGAAAAGAGUCGAACGAUUGUCAGAAGAUUGUCGAAUGGUGAUAACAACAUAUGAAGGUAGACACAAUCACUCUCCAUGCGAUGACUCAAAUUCAUCUGAACACGAAUGCUUCACUUCUUUCUGAUAGUUGAAUUUUUAUUAAAUUAUAAAAGAAACAUUGUUGUAAUUAUUAUAAUGUGUUAGCCAGCUUGUGAAAUUAAUAUUUGUUUUUAAGUAAUGAUUUUUGAGGGUUUAUUUUCUCAUAGUUAACCAAAGGGGUUAUGUGGAUGACAUAUAAAUCUAUCAUUCGAGUCCUAUCUAAUAACUUAAAUUUUAGAUUGGAUGAUCUUUAUA
Molecule: messenger RNA, 1138 nt
Organism: Ricinus communis (castor bean)
Lineage: Eukaryota; Viridiplantae; Streptophyta; Magnoliopsida; Malpighiales; Euphorbiaceae
Product: probable WRKY transcription factor 12
Exons: 4
Coding region: 312-929 (205 amino acids)
Biological process (GO): regulation of DNA-templated transcription
Molecular function (GO): sequence-specific DNA binding; DNA-binding transcription factor activity
Source: RefSeq, a predicted model, not a curated record